Anopheles funestus (African malaria mosquito) is the source of this 978-nucleotide messenger RNA. RefSeq names its product biogenesis of lysosome-related organelles complex 1 subunit 4 (gene Blos4). The coding region runs from base 288 to 833 and encodes 181 amino acids. Gene Ontology annotation, cellular component: BLOC-1 complex. The transcript has 2 exons. NCBI's taxonomy places the organism in Eukaryota, Metazoa, Arthropoda, Insecta, Diptera, Culicidae. The record is from RefSeq and is a predicted model, not a curated record.
UCAUUCUGGUUAUUCAAAUGAGCCGGCAAUUUUCCUCCCCACAUCCACAACACACCGCGGUUGUGGAAAACCACAAAUGUCAACCAAUAGUUAUAAACCAUCAGGAAAUGUCACGCAAGCAAACAAAAAAUCAAUAAAAACAAAUCAAACAAUACCAAAACACCGCACGAAAUUGCGACUCGCUAGAAAGUGUUCCGUUUGAAACAAAAUUGUAAAAGAUAUGAUUAAAUAGAAAACAAACUCAUUGAAAAAGUGCUUUACUUUAGUUCAUGUAACCAGCUACAACGAUGGCAGAAGAGCUAGCGCACGAUUACUCUGGUUACUUCAAGGCGUCCAAUCUGGAUCAGGAGCUGAAACCCAUCACAGUUGGGAUUGAUCGAAUGAUGUUGCGUUUGGAAGAGUUCGAAAAUCUGUUGGAGCUCGUAAAGGCCGAAUCAGGUGUUGCACUGACCCAGAACGUGCCGAAACUGUUGGCUCUGAAACCAGAACUCGACAUUCUUUGCGAGCGUAUCGACAAGCUAGAACAGUUUGUGGUGAUGGUUGGACGGAACUUGGAUGCGGUCGAGAAACAGGUGCAGAUUGCGGAGGAAGAGCUGGACAUUCCGGACAAAACGAUAAACGUGUUGCUCAAAUCAUUGAACAUUUUUGGAAAACCGAAACCCACCGAACGGCUAACAAACCGGAACGCGAACGGGGUGUAUGAGCCGGUUGCUGUGUUCAAAACGGAACAGUACUUUCGCCCAAAUGGGCCAGAACCAAACGUUACAAAUGGGCCAAGCCAAGAGGAUCCGUCCUCCUGUGAAGACUGUGAUACUGGAACACCGGAAAAGUGAAUAUUUGAGUUGAACGUUCUACAGCUACUCGGAAAGUCUUAAAAUACUGCAACGAAGACAAUGAAGCGGAGCGCAAAAAGCUCAUUAAAAUUUACAAUCAAUAAGUUGUUUCAACAUUAUCAUAAAGAUGGUAAAAUGGUAAUAA